Mus musculus (house mouse) is the source of this 1157-nucleotide messenger RNA. RefSeq names its product proteolipid protein 2 (gene Plp2). Gene Ontology annotation, cellular component: membrane. Lineage: Eukaryota; Metazoa; Chordata; Mammalia; Rodentia; Muridae. The record is from RefSeq and is marked validated. The transcript is spliced from 5 exons. Bases 153 to 611 code for a protein of 152 amino acids.
UGCUUUGCUAGGCGCGGUGAUUCAUUCCCUCCUUUGCCCGGGGGGCCCCCUUCCCGGCCAGACGGCGGGACAGACGGCUGGGUGUGCAGCGACCUCGAACCCGUGAGCCAGAAAGCAGAGCUUCUGCGUCCCAGGGACUCCAGUACACCACCAUGGCGGAUUCUGAGCGUCUCUCGGCCCCCGGCUGCUGGUUAGCCUGCACCAGCUUCUCGCGCACCAAAAAGGGAAUUCUCCUGUUUGCUGAGAUUAUACUGUGCCUGGUGAUCUUGAUUUGCUUCAGUGCAUCUACAACAUCGGCCUACUCCUCCCUGUCGGUGAUUGAGAUGAUCUGUGCUGCUGUCUUACUUGUCUUCUACACGUGUGACCUGCACUCCAAGAUAUCAUUCAUCAACUGGCCUUGGACUGACUUCUUCAGAUCCCUCAUAGCAACCAUCCUGUACCUGAUCACCUCCAUUGUUGUCCUUGUAGAAGGAAGAGGCAGCUCCAGAGUUGUCGCUGGGAUACUGGGCUUACUUGCUACGUUGCUCUUUGGCUACGAUGCAUACAUCACCUUCCCUCUAAAGCAGCAAAGACAUACAGCAGCUCCCACUGACCCCACUGAUGGCCCGUGAUCGUCUUUCAGCUGUCUCUGCUACCUGUCAAUAGCUCCUCCAUCAAAAACUUUCCUCCUGUCGGGCGGUGGUGGUGCUCGCCUUUCCUCCAAGCUCUCAGGAGGCAGAGGCAGGUGGAUCCCUGUGAGUUUGAGGCCAGGGCUACACAGUGAGAUCCUGUCUCUAAAACAAUUCCUUCUCCGGUUUCCACAACACUCCAGCCAAUUCUCUGACCCCAUUGAAAGUGCUUAUGGUACAAGAGAUUGAACCUAGAGCCGUGUGCAUACUAGGCAAGUAUUCUCCACUGAGCUACAUCCCUGUAAAAGUGCCUUUAUUGGGAGUUUUGUCUUCCAGCCUGCCAAUCAACCCAUCUGGGUGUGGCCACCUUUAUGGGUGUGCCUAGAUUCCCCUUUGCUCUGCAGUACCAGCAGCCGACAUCAGUUCUGCUUGAACCAUAUCCCCACAUAAGCUACAAAAUGAGUGACCCACUACAAAUAACCUUUUUCUCUGUGUGGGGUGAGCUGUGAAGGGCUAAAUAAACAAUAAAAAUAAUGUUUAAGUCUAUAA